Cyphellophora attinorum is the source of this 465-nucleotide messenger RNA. RefSeq lists its product as uncharacterized. NCBI's taxonomy places the organism in Eukaryota, Fungi, Ascomycota, Eurotiomycetes, Chaetothyriales, Cyphellophoraceae. The record is from RefSeq and is a predicted model, not a curated record. The coding region runs from base 1 to 465 and encodes 154 amino acids. The transcript is spliced from 2 exons.
AUGACGCUCGACACCGAAGCUCCCCUCCAGCUCACCGACGACGGCCCCAACAACGAGCGCGCCAACCCACGUCCGGUGCAUCACACUCCAGCCUCGUCUGUCUCGGAAGCCACGACCGGCCAGACCGCUGGCAUGAUCCGGCAGAGUGCCAUUGUCAACCUGUCGCCGUCGAUUUGCGGCACCCUGAUGAGGGCACAGCCGCAUUCGUCUUCUGCUGUGCACCAUCAUGGGGAGCAGGUCUACUGCGUUAGCGGGAGCAAAGGCGCUAUCGUAUGGAAUGGAGAGACAGGCAAGGAGGAGAGGGUGGAGAUGAGGAAGGGCGACUGGGCUCUGAUCCCGGCGUUCAGAGAGCAUCAGGAGGUAAAUGAUGGUGAUGAUGAGGCGGUGUGGGUUAUUGUGAGGGCGCCUGGGGGCGUGCCUGUUGUUGAGAACUUGGAGGGAUGGGGCGGGAGUAAGAAGGAGUGA